GCAGGCAGCGCAGCAGCGGAAGGUCGUUUGUUUUCGUCAAUCUCUUUGAUCGUGGCUUCGCUGAAAGAGUUACAGUGUAACUGUUCUUAUUAUCGGAGAGGAAACACGAGGUUACAGUGAAGCCCAGGGUCCGACUGAGGGUUCUGGAGAACACACGGCCCGGCCCGGAUCGGUGUAUGUGUCUGUGUGUGUGUGUUUUGUUGCGUCUUUACGGAUUUGGAGAAGAAACUGACUGGAAGCUCCGGAUUUGUGAAGGUGCAUGUUGGGCAAAAUGUCCUCUAAGACGAGCUCGAACAGCAUGGCCAUGGCGAGGAGGACGGUACAGCAGCUCCGGGUCGAGGCCAGCAUCGAGAGGAUAAAGGUGUCCAAAGCUUCCGCUGAUCUCAUGCGCUACUGCAGCGAGCACGGCAAGUACGACCCCCUGCUCAUGGGCAUCCCAGCGUCGGAAAACCCCUUCAAGGACAAAAAGACCUGCACUUUAUUCUAGUCACACUCAAUUUCCUUCUUUUCUUAUUUAAUGUAUACUGGCGAGUCAACGUUGCCUUAACUCUGAACCUGUUUCAGUCUGUUUGUUAACGUUAAUCAGUACUAAUCACAGCCUUUUAUUUUUGCUGUUAGGAAUAGCGUCUGUGUGCUUUAUGUUGUUCGUGCUGAACUUAAUGCAUUCCAGAGGGUUCGAGUAAAAAAACUGCCAUGAAACAGA
Messenger RNA from Clarias gariepinus (North African catfish), 703 nucleotides. RefSeq names its product guanine nucleotide binding protein (G protein), gamma 12a (gene gng12a). The record is from RefSeq and is a predicted model, not a curated record. Gene Ontology annotation, biological process: G protein-coupled receptor signaling pathway. Gene Ontology annotation, molecular function: G-protein beta-subunit binding. The coding region runs from base 260 to 487 and encodes 75 amino acids. The transcript has 3 exons. Lineage: Eukaryota; Metazoa; Chordata; Actinopteri; Siluriformes; Clariidae. Gene Ontology annotation, cellular component: heterotrimeric G-protein complex.